This is a messenger RNA of Physcomitrium patens, 3176 nucleotides long. RefSeq names its product beta-adaptin-like protein C. Gene Ontology annotation, molecular function: clathrin binding. NCBI's taxonomy places the organism in Eukaryota, Viridiplantae, Streptophyta, Bryopsida, Funariales, Funariaceae. The record is from RefSeq and is a predicted model, not a curated record. Gene Ontology annotation, cellular component: clathrin adaptor complex; membrane coat. Gene Ontology annotation, biological process: intracellular protein transport; vesicle-mediated transport.
CAACGACGCUGGGUGAGGAAGGGGAAUGCAUGCGUGCGUGCUUGCGUGCAAGUGUGUUUGUGUAUGUGUGUGUGCGUCGAUUUUAUUGCACCGACCCCUUCACUCCAUUGCCACUGAAACAGCCUCUCGCCGCGGUCGAUUGCAGUGGUGGAUGAUUCUGAAAGAAGCGGGACACCAUGAGCGGCCAUGACGCUAAGUACUUCACCACCACUAAGAAAGGCGAGAUCCAUGAGCUCAAGGAAGAGCUCAAUUCGCAGUACAAGGACAAGAAGAAAGAUGCCGUGAAGAAGGUCAUUGCUGCGAUGACCGUUGGCAAGGACGUAUCUAUGUUGUUCACAGACGUAGUUAACUGCAUGCAAACAGAGAAUUUGGAGUUGAAGAAGCUGGUGUAUUUAUACCUCAUCAACUAUGCAAAGAGCCAUCCUGACCUGGCAAUUCUUGCCGUCAACACGUUUGUUAAGGAUUCCCAAGAUCCGAAUCCUCUAAUACGAGCACUAGCUGUCAGGACAAUGGGUUGUAUCAGGGUUGACAAGAUUACGGAGUAUCUGUGCGACCCUCUACAAAGAUGUUUGAAGGAUGACGAUCCCUAUGUUCGCAAAACGGCAGCCAUUUGUGUUGCCAAGUUGCAUGAUAUCAAUGCAGAGCUAGUAGAAGACAGAGGAUUUCUUGAGGCACUAAAGGAUAUGAUUUCCGAUAGCAAUCCAAUGGUUGUUGCUAAUGCUGUUGCAGCACUUGCCGAAAUUCAAGAAGGUAGUAGCAAGAGCGUAUUUGAGAUCACAAAUCACACGCUUUUCAAGCUUUUGGCGGCUCUUAAUGAAUGUACCGAGUGGGGUCAAGUUUUUAUCUUAGAUGCUUUAUCUAAAUAUAAAGCGAAGGAUGUCCGAGACGCGGAAAAUAUUGUAGAACGCAUUACUCCUCGCUUGCAACAUGCAAAUUGUGCUGUAGUAAUGUCUGCUGUCAAGAUAAUCUUGCUGCAAAUGGAACUUAUUACUAGCACGGAUAUUGUGCGAAAUCUGUGUAAAAAGAUGGCACCACCUUUGGUUACACUUCUAUCAGCAGAGCCUGAGAUCCAGUAUGUGGCUCUGCGUAAUAUUAACCUUAUUGUGCAACGACGGCCAGGCAUUCUUGCACAUGAGAUCAAGGUGUUUUUUUGCAAGUAUAAUGAUCCUAUUUACGUGAAGAUGGAGAAGCUGGAGAUCAUGAUCAAACUUGCCUCAGAUCGUAAUAUCGAUCAGGUUCUUUUGGAGUUCAAGGAGUAUGCUACAGAGGUCGAUGUUGAUUUUGUGAGGAAAGCAGUACGAGCCAUAGGUAGAUGUGCUAUAAAGUUGGAGCGAGCAGCUGAACGGUGCAUCAAUGUUCUCUUGGAUCUCAUUAAGAUCAAGGUUAACUACGUUGUUCAAGAAGCAAUUAUUGUGAUCAAGGACAUUUUCCGGAGAUAUCCCAACAUGUACGAGUCGAUCAUUGCUACGCUUUGUGAAAGUUUGGACACCCUCGACGAGCCUGAAGCAAAGGCAUCGAUGAUAUGGAUCAUAGGUGAAUAUGCCGAGCGAAUCGAUAAUGCAGAUGAAUUACUUGAAAGUUUCUUAGAAACUUUUCCUGAAGAGCCUGCGCAAGUGCAAUUGCAGCUUCUUACUGCCGCUGUGAAAUUAUUUCUAAAGAAACCUACCGAGGGACCUCAACAGAUGAUUCAGGUUGUGCUUAACAAUGCUACGCAAGAAACUGAUAAUCCAGACUUGCGUGAUCGUGCAUAUGUGUAUUGGCGUCUUCUUUCCACAGACCCUGAGGCUGCAAAGGAUGUUGUUUUAGCGGAGAAGCCCACAAUCAGUGAUGACUCCAACAACUUAGACCCAUCUCUUCUGGAUGAUCUGCUGGUUAAUAUUGCCACACUUGCAUCCGUCUAUCACAAACGCGCUGAUGCAUUUGUGACUCGCGUACGAGCUGUUGCUCCAAGAGAGGGAGAUGAUGAGUACGCUGAGGGCGAGGAUUCUGGGUCUGGAAAUUCAUCAGCUCCAGUUUCUGAGAUGGCCCCACCAACUCCACCCUCUAUUGCUGCAGAUGCACCUGCUGUUGGAAAGGGGCCAGUUACUGCCCCACCUCCUGUACCUGAUUUGUUAGGUGACCUGAUGGGAUUUGAUGGUGCCCUUGUACCAGUUGGACCUGCAACUUCAGGAGUUUCGGCCGAGCCUCCUCUACCUGUACUACUCUCAGCAGCAUCUGGCCAGGGCUUGCAAAUCUCGGGAAAACUGAUCAGACGGGAAGGGAAAGUGUUCUACAAUCUCAAAUUUGAAAAUCAUACGCAAACUCCUCUGGAUAAUUUUAUGAUUCAAUUUAACAAGAACACCUUCGGUCUUGCUGCUGGAGGACCUCUUCAGGUUCCUGUUAUUCAACCAUCAGGCUCAGCGAGCACCCUGCUGCCAAUAGUCCUUUUUCAAAACGUAUCAGAGGGUUCGCCUAACUCUGUGCUUCAAGUAGCUGUCAAGAAUAACCAACAGCCUGUUUGGUACUUCUCCGACAAAAUUCCAUUGCAAUCACUUUUUGUUGAAGAAGGGAAGAUGGAAAGGGCAACAUUUUUGGAGACAUGGAAAUCACUGCCUGAUUCCCACGAGGUCGCUAAGGAUCUACCCAACGCAUUGAUCUCAAAUGUUGAUGCCACUCUGGAGAAACUUGCCACAACCAACCUUUUCUAUAUCGCUCGACGGGUUCUCAAGGACACCAACGAAGAGGUUCUAUAUCUCUCUGGCAGAGUGCCACCAAGCAUUCCAUUCCUUGUAGAACUCACCUUCAAAACAGGCGUCCCAAGUGUCAAGUGUGCAGUGAAGACACCAAUUCUUGAAAUGGCUUCAUUGUUCUUUGAAGCCAUUGAGUCCCUAUUGAAGUAGGAUGUGAAAUGUAAGGUGAUCUCUUUAGUGUAUACUACAACUGGUUCGUUUAUAGGAAUUAUAGUCCAGUUUUUGUUCGCUUUUAAGAUUUUGAUGCUUCAGUUCAGGUUAGCGUACUCAAAAUUGAUUGUUGGUACCGCCGCUAUUGGGAUGUUUUACUAGAUCAAUAAUUUCCAACAUUUGAGCAGUGCAUUUUUGUCGAGGGAGAGCAAAUUGUGCUAGGAGCUUUACUUCUAAUUUCUCCUCUGUAUCCAAGUGUGUCUUCCAAGUCAUGGACGAGGAUUUAUAUUCACAACA